Molecule: messenger RNA, 1221 nt
Organism: Podospora bellae-mahoneyi
Lineage: Eukaryota; Fungi; Ascomycota; Sordariomycetes; Sordariales; Podosporaceae
Source: RefSeq, a predicted model, not a curated record
AUGACAACCCCUCCACUGCUUCAUCCGAUCCUGAAUGUCUGGAAAGCCCCACCGGUGAUUUUCUCUAUAUAUCGGACCACCUGCGGAGACAUUUCCUCAGGGCCUCUUGCUCUGUGUCCUCGAUUAGCAGCUCCGAGUUACCUGAAGUCUCCAAGAGCUUAUUUUAAACGUGUGCCCUUCCACGCGUCAUCGUUGUACAAGCACACGCUGCCUCGAAGCACGUCCCCCACCACCACCUUACCCGCAGGCGUGCUAUCAUACCUGCAAAUCCAGCAAAGUGUCGAUUAUCAAGACAUAUACCAAGACAUCUACUCUGAAGACGAGCUCUCCAUGCUUCUAGCUCGUCAGCUGAACUUCAACAAUCCGUUACCAGCACAACCGGAGCAAGUCCCAGAACCCGUGGCCGUCGCAGCGCCACAACCAGUCCAGGCUCCCAAGAUAGUCUACAUCUCCCAGCACUACAACCACUCGGCAGCCCACCUGGCCAAACAAAAGGAGCAACAGCAACAACAACAAGAAACCCCAGCCCGACCCUCCUCGGAGCCCCCCCAAAGCGAACACGCGGCCAUCGAGCGUGUCCUCCGCGAAUACUCGGUCGAUUCAACCAACCUCUCCCCCGCCCAGUUCCACCUCUUCAAAACCGUCGACGACCCCCAACGCAUGCACUUGAUCGAACUCUGGCGCGCCUGCCCCCCCACCCCCCCAACACCCCUCAGAUACUACAACUCCACCACCUCCCUAGACCAGGAAGAAGCACUCGCUCGAAUGCGCUGGGAGCAGGCCCAGCAAGACGAAAUGGAAGCCGAACUCCAGGCUCAGCUCGAGCACGAGUACCAGAUCCAAAUGGAGGAGCAGCAACGACAGCAACAACAAGGGCAGCGACAGCAGGAAAUGAUCAUCUCGUUGGAUGGGACCCCCUUGACGCCAGUUCAGGUGGGAGAUGGUAGGUGGAUCCAGACGACGGCAGAGUAUGGGGAUAUGGAACCUUACAUGGCGACUGGGUAUCAGGAGGAGCUGGCGAGACGGGGUGUCAUCGGUACUGGGACGGGUGGUAGUAGCGAGGCUAAGAGGGCGACGGACCCGGUGUACAAGUCCGUCGGGGUGGACUGGGCGUCAAUUCGGAGGAGGGAGGAGGAGUACCAGAUGAGCAUGUCGGAGCAGUAUGGGAGGUUGAUGCUGGCUAGGGGGGUGGAGGAUGAGGAGGAUGAGGAGAUGUUGUGA